Durusdinium trenchii is the source of this 609-nucleotide messenger RNA. NCBI's taxonomy places the organism in Eukaryota, Dinophyceae, Suessiales, Symbiodiniaceae. The record is from the annotation of a GenBank genome assembly.
AUGGAUCCCCACUUGGCGGCAGUGAUCGAGGCCAGCUACGCUGCUCAGACAGAGACCGCGCGCGCGGAAGAAGAGGAAGAGAUGCUGCGACAGGCCAUGGAGAUCUCGCGAAAGGAAGAGGAGCGGCGUCAGAACCAAGCCCUUCGCGAGCAGCAAGAGCAGGAAUUGCAGGAGAGUAUCUUAAUGGACCAGAUGCGAGAGCAGGAGGAGAAGCGAAGGCGUGUGGAAGAAGAGGAACAGCGCAGGGCAGUCGAGGCCUCCCAGCAAGCGGAGCUCCAACGGCAAGAAGAGGAGGAGCGCCAACGCUUAGAGAUGCACUCCGCGAAGCUGGCGAACGUGCCACCCGAGCCGCCUGCUGACGCGCCUGAGAGGGUGGACCUCCAGAUCCGUGGGCUCGAUGGCACCCGCGCCAGGCGACGCUUCCUGUCGUCAAACACGGUGGGACAGGUCUAUGACUACCUUGAAGUCGAGGGCCUUUUGCCCUUGUCAUCCGAGGAGACGUUUCAGCUGGUCUCCACGAUGCCACGCAAAGAGUACAAGGAUCGUGAGGAGACGCUCGCCCAGGCUGGCCUCGCAGGUCAAUGUGCUUUGAUGCUGGAACGGCUCUGA